UAUAUACAUACAUACAUACAGAGUUAGUGCGUGUUUGGUGUGUGUGUUUUUCAUAAUGGAAGCUACUAGAAACGAAACCCCAAUAAUCAAGGUUGUGAUGUUCCCAUGGUUAGGUUAUGGCCACAUAACACCCUACCUCGAGUUAGCCAAGAAACUCACCACCAGAAAUUUCAAAAUAUACCUUUGCUCCACCAUAGCCACACUCACUUGCAUCGAAGAAAAAAUUACUCCGAAACUCUCCCACUCCAUCAAACUAGUCCCACUCCUCUUGCCCGUUUUACCGGGCCUUCCACGUAAGCUCCACACCACUAACGGGCUCCCGCCCCAUCUCAUGCCAAAACUCAAGGAAGCCCUCGACUCGUCGGUCGACGAGUUCUCCAAUAUUCUUGCAGAUAUCAAGCCCGAUUUGCUCAUUUACGAUUUUCUCCAACCGUGGGCCCCACUCGUUGCGAACGAGCAAAAUAUCCCGGCUGUCCAAUUCAUCACGAGUAGCUCCACCAUGACUUGCUUCAUGUUCCACUACUUCAAGAAUCCGGAAACGGAGUUCCCGUCGAAAACGAUUCGCUUUCGCGACUACGAAUCGGAUAAGAUGGAGAAGUUGUUGGCUUGUGGGAGAAACCUCGAGGAGAGGACUAAGGCGGUUGUGGGUUUCGAGAGGUCGCUCAAGAUUGUGCUGAUCAAAGGGUUUAGGGAUAUCGAAGGUGAGUAUAUUGACUAUUUGACCGAGUUGGUCGGAAAAAAAUUUGUUCCGGUGGGCCCCUUGGUGCAGGAGCCGACCCCCGACGAAAAGGGCGACGAAAUUAGCGACGAGAUUCUCUCGUGGCUAGACAAGAAAGAGGAGAAAUCGACUGUUUUUGUCUCGUUCGGGAGCGAGUAUUUUCUCACUAAGGGAGAUCUAGAUGAGAUUGCUUAUGGUUUAGAAAUGAGCAAACUCAACUUCAUAUGGGUUGUGAGGUUUCCGAAAGGUGGUUCGAAUGGGCUUUCUAACGGGUUGUUGCUCGAGAAAACCUUGCCUAGAGGGUUUCUCGAUAGGGUUGGAGAGAGGGGUAUGGUUUUGCAGGGGUGGGCCCCGCAGGCGAAGAUUCUAGAACAUCCUAGUGUCGGAGGUUUUGUGAGUCAUUGCGGUUGGAAUUCGGUUCUUGAAAGCAUGAAUUUUGGGGUCCCGAUUAUUGCAGUUCCAAUGCAUCUUGACCAGCCGAUCAAUGCUCGGCUUGUCGAAGAAGUUGGUGUAGGUGUUGAAGUUGUGAGGGACGAGAAGAAUAGGCUUCGUAAGGAGAAACUGGCUGCAGUUAUCAACGAGGUUGUCGUUGGAGAUGGCGGUGAGUUUGUCAGAAAAAGGGCUGCUGAAAUGAAGGAGAAUCUUAGGACAAAGAAAGAUCAAGAAAUUGAUGAUGUUGUGGAACAACUCUUUGCUGUAAUGAAAGAGUUUCAAUCAAGAAAUUAGUUGCUGCUGUUUCUUGAUUUGUUUUUUUUUUUUUAAAUUUAAUUUUAGCUAUAUAUUAUGCAGUAGAAUGAUUUGUUUUAGUCUUGGAAUAGACUUUAGUUGUUCAUGCAGGAAAACAAAACACUGUAUUAACUUGUGGUUUUAUGAAGCCCAGUUAAAGUAUGGUUAAUUAGUAUUUAUAUAAAUUUAUUUCUAGUUUU
This is a messenger RNA of Erythranthe guttata (spotted monkey flower), 1644 nucleotides long. RefSeq names its product beta-D-glucosyl crocetin beta-1,6-glucosyltransferase. Lineage: Eukaryota; Viridiplantae; Streptophyta; Magnoliopsida; Lamiales; Phrymaceae. Gene Ontology annotation, molecular function: UDP-glycosyltransferase activity. The record is from RefSeq and is a predicted model, not a curated record.